AUGCCAAUUUCUAUAAUUUUUAUCCUUGUGGGAUUGGUUGAGGUUUCAAAUUCCUAAUGGUAAAGUUAAAAUAGUUUCUUAAACUAUGAUUAGAAAUUCACUUAAAACACUGGAUCAAAUGCUUAUAUUUAUUCAGGAAACUUUUUAUUACCUUCAAGCUAAACUACUGCAAAUUUUAUCACUUGCACAUCUCCUCCUACAAGCUACAUUACUUUAAAUUAAAUAUAUCCAUCUGCCUUAAAUUAUUAUAAUUACUAAUUCAAUGAUUAGGAUUGGAUAUCUAUGGAUUUUUAUUUUCAGGGUACAUGGUCUUCUGAAGAUGUUAAAUUUACCUUAGGAUCAUUUUCAUACCCAUACACCUACAAAUCCCCUACUACCUACACAAUGUCAGCUGGUUUUUGUGAUACUACUCGUUUUGAAGUUAAAACUGUGAAUUUUACACUCUCCCUAACACAAGGUACAACUUCAGGAUAAAUUACAUUUACAUCCUCUAAUUCAAAUUCAGGUUUAGUUUCGAUUAGAAAUGUCUAUGUAUCAAGAUUAUAAUGUUAUCCAUCAUGUAUUAAAUGCACAGGUCCAAAAUACAAUUAAUGUACAUACUGCUAUUAUGGGAUCCAAACAAACAAUAUUUGUCCAUCUUGUCCAUAAAAUUAAUACUAUUGGAAGAACAUAGGGUGCAGAGAAAUUUGUGAGAUAUACUCUCCAUUAUAUUAGAAUGGAUUUUGUUAGAGUUAUCCAAUUUCUCAACUAGAUUAUGGUUAUAUCACAUCACCAGUCACUUAAACAGAAAAUUUGAAAUGGUAAUAGAUAUAUGACCCACUACAUGUAGAUACAACUCCAACUAUUAUUACUUAAUAUCCAUAUACAUAUGGAGUAUUUAAGUUUAAUUCCGGAGUUUAUAGAUAUUUCAAUACAUUGGCUUCUUAUUCCUUUUACACUUAUUUGAUUGGAUUGAAAAUAACAAUUAUGCUUUAUAAUGAUAUUCCAAUUAAUUGUGGAAUAUAGUUUAAGAUUAACAAUACUUACUAUGGAUCUAUUUAUAGAAAUACUUCUGGAAUUCAAACCCAUAAAUUCAAAAUCUCUUAAACUUCUACUUAUGGAUCCUAUUCAACUUAUUCGUCAAAUACAAGAUAUGAAUUAAUUUCAUAUGUUGAUAUUCCAAAAUAUCCAUUUCUAUUUUCAGCAGUAGGAAAUUAUACCGAUGGCACAGCAGGAUGGGGUAUGUCUUAAGUCUAAACUACUUCAGGAUAUUGUUCUUAAUAUUGUACAUUGUGUGAAGUAUCAUUUAAAUGUAAGACUUGUUAAAGUGGUUUCUAUUUUUAUCGAGAUGGUAGUUGCAUAAGUAAUUGCAUGUCUCCUUAUUAGAGAUUAAGUGGUUCUUAUUGCUAUGAUUAUGAUGAUGAAACACCUUAUUCUGAAUAUUUGAUUUAAGAAUAUAUAAAUCAAGCAGCUGACCCAGGAUAAUAUGCGUAAUAUACUUUAAUCUCUCAAAAUGGAUUAAACUUUUUAAAAGGUUCAGAUAUCUAUUUUUCAUAUUGGUAAGGAUAUAGAGUCUUUGGAGGACCUUUUGUAUGGGCGUAGGCUAAAUUCUAAAGGGUUCAUAAUAUAAUAAAUCCACAUCACAGUGUUACUAUUGCAUUUUAUAUUUUAUAUGGACCUUCAUUCCCUUCAGAUGGGAAGUUUAUAUAUACAAUUGAAAGUAAUGCACCAGUCACUAAAUCAAGUGCAAGUUCUACUAAUUCAUAUUCUGAUAGUUCAAAAUCUGAUAAAGUAUAUGAAAAAAUCCUUCAUAAUACAAAUACAUUAACAAUAACUUGGGAAUGCUUUGGUCCAAAUAAUGAACCAAUCAAGGCAUAUUGUGGAAUCUAAAAUUAUUACAUUGCUGUACAUAAUUGCUAACCUUAUUGUUUAUAAUGUUCAGAUUAAUCAACAUGUACUUUAUGGAACAGCACUUAUGAUUCUAACAUAGUUAAAUUUUCUUAAGCAGAAUGCUAGAAUGUUAAACUUGUCCAUCAUCCUGUUUAACUUGUUCAUCCAAACUAGAUUGUUAAACAUGUUAAUCAACUUAUACCUAAUCUAAAUUAGGAUGUACUUGCACAAUACAUUAAUAUGAAGAUUCAAAUUAAUGUUUUGAUUGUCCUAUUGAGUGUAAUUAAUGUUUAACUUUCACUUACUGUAUAGAAUGCUUAAUUACUAAUAAUAGACAAUUAUCCAAUGGAUAAUGCGAUUGUAUUGAUGGAUAUUAUCCAAUUGUGUCAAAUCCUUAAUGUUAGCUAUGUCAUUUAAUUUUGUAAAACUUGUAUAGGGCCCACUUCUGAUGAAUGUUUAACUUGCAAUGAUAUUACUAAUAUUGAAAAAGUAGGAUCAACGUGUAGAUGUCCAGCAGGAUCUUAUUAUUAGGAUGCAACAAGAAAUUGUUUGUUUUGUCAUUCAUCAUGCUUAACUUGCUUUAGAACCACAAUUGAUGGCUGUUUAACAUGUAAUUCUACUUUAAAUAGAUUAUUAAAAGGGUUAAAAUGUGUUUGUGCACCUGGUUAUUAUGAAUAAAGUAAUUUUUGUACAAAUUGUCCAAUUACAGAAGAUCCAUCUCUUAGUGAAUGUUAUAAAUUGUGUAAUAAUAAUUAGUUGAUAUGGCAUACAAUAACUUGUAGUUCUUGUGAUACUGGAUUUCAAUUAGUAUCUGGAGAAUGUCAACCUAUUUGUGGAGAUUUAUAAAUCAAAGGAUAUGAAUAAUGUGAAGAUAAUAAUACACUCCUUAAUGACUUAUGCUAUAAUUGUUAAUUUUAAUGUCCAGCUCAUUGUUUAACUUGCGAUUCAUUAACUACUUUACCUUGUCCUGAUGUUUGUGGGGAUGGAAUCAUUUCAGGAGUAGAGGAAUGUGAAGAUGGUAAUACCAUUUAAUAUGAUGGAUGUUUUAAUUGUAAAUAUUAAUGCUAACCUUAAUGUACAAAGUGUAUAAAAGGACAGUGUUUUGAGUGUGCAACUGGAGGUUGGUUUAUUGAUCCAUUAAUUACUCCUUGGUAAUGCAAAGUUCGAUGCGGAGAUUAAUUGAUAUCUGGAGAUGAAUAAUGCGAUGAUGGAAACACUUCUGAUACUGAUGGAUGCAAAGAUUGUAAGUACUUCUGCAGAAUUGGUUGUUCAUCUUGUGAUUAUACAACCAACACAUGCUUAAGUUGUGCACUCCCUGGGUUUGUUCCUAAAUCUUACUAUUGUUAAAAUGUAUGUGGAGAUGGCUUAGUUGUAGUAGAUCCUAAUGGAUUUUUCUAAGAGCAAUGUGAUGAUGGCAAUACAAUUAAUUAUGAUGGUUGCAGUAGCUCUUGUUAAUUUUAGUGUUAGCCAACAACUAUUUGCACAAGUUGUGUAAAUAAUAGAUGUGAAAUAUGCGCUACUGGAUAUUAUCUUUCUGAUAAAAAAGUAUGUAUACCAAUUUGUGGAGAUGCUUUGAUUGUGGUUGGUGAAUAAUGUGAGAAUUCUUCUAUAUUACCAUAUAAAGGGUGUAAUAAUUGCUAAGCGAAAUGUUAAUCUUCUUGUCUCAAUUGUAGUACUUCUGGACUUGGUUGUUAAUAAUGUAAAAGUGGUUACAAUAGAAUUGAUAAUUUAUGUUAUUCAAUUUGUGGUGAUAAAAUAAUAACUGAAGAUGAAUAAUGUGAUGAUGGCAAUUUGAUUAUUGGAGACGGAUGCCAUCUUUGUCAAUUUAAUUGUUAGGACUCAUGUCUUUAUUGUCUUUAAGGAAUCUGUUAUGAUUGUUAAGAAGGUUAUUAAUUAAUAUAAUCUAAAUGUUACUCUAUAUGUGGAGAUGGGCUAUAGAAAAAUAAUGAGUAAUGCGAAUUUAACACUUCAUUACAGAUUUAUCAAAAUUGUUAAUCUUGUAAAUAUAUUUGUGAUUUGAAUUGCUUAUUGUGUUAAUUUGGUAUAUGUUACCAAUGUAAUGACGGAUAUGAAUUAUCCUCAAACAAAUAAUAUUGUGUUAACUCUCUAUAAUAUAAUUUAAUGAUAAUAGAAAACUGUCUUAUAUAAAUUGGGAAUAUUUGUAUUUAAUGCGAAGAUUAUGCCUACUUUGAAAAGGCUGAGUAGAAGUGUAAUUUAAUAGUAGCACCAUUGAGUUUUUGUCAAUAUUAACUUAAAUUAUCUCCAGAUUUAUAUUGUAGUUAUUGUUUUGAUUAUUGUACAUCUUGUAAUGAAAAUAAUUGUAUAGAUUGCCAAAAUGGUUAUUAUUUAGAUGAAAAUUUUUCUUGUAUUUCAUUUUGUGGGGAUGGAAUAUUAGCACAUGAUGAACAAUGUGAAAUUUUUAAUAAAAAUUGCUUAAGUUGCAUGUUUGAUGCUCCAAAAUUAUGUGAGCUAUAUUUUGAAGAUCAAUGUUUUGAAUGUGAAAAUGGGUAUAUUUUUAAUUAGUACAAUAAUGCUUGUGAAUCUUAGUGUGGAGAUGGAAUAAUUGUCCAUGAUGAAGACUGUGAAGAUAAUAAUUACAUCGAAUUUGAUGGUUGUUAUUAUUGUUAAUAUUCUUGCAGUUAAUACUGUAUAAAUUGCCUCAAAGGAGUAUGCUAAUAAUGUGAUCGACAUCAUCUACUUAGAGAUGGAUUUUGUUAUGGAAAACAAAAUGAAAUUGAUGUAUUUCCAGAAUGUUAAUUUAACUUAAAUGGAGAAUGUUUAAUUUGUGAGGAAGACUUUUAAUUAAAUGAGUAUGGAGAUUGUGUUCCAAAAUGUUCUGAAAGCUGCAUUCAUUGUUAUAAUGGUUAAUGCUUUGAAUGUGCAGAAUAAUAUGAACUUUAUAAUGAUACAUGCUUGUUAAUUUAGCAAUGUUAAAUAGGAUUGCAUUUAAGUUAAGAGUUAUAAAUUUGUUAAUCUUCAUGUGGUGACGGAUAUGUAACUGGAUGGGAAGAAUGUGAUGAUUAAAAUAUGGAACAAUUUGACGGUUGCUAUUAGUGCAAGUAUGAAUGUGAUGAUAAUUGUAUCGAAUGCAUAUAUGCUGAAUGCUUUCUAUGCUCUUAAGAAUUUAAUUUAGUCGAGAAUAAAUGCUUAUCAAAAUGUGAAGACACAUGCCUUAAUUGUGUUUAAGGAGUAUGUUAGUUAUGCAGUAGUGGAUAUUUCUUAAAUGAAUAUUUCAUUUGCGUAAAAAUAGACUGUGAAUACGAUUUUAGUUGUACUUCACAUUGUGGAAAUGGCAUAAUAGAGGAUAUGGAAUAGUGUGAUGAUUAGAAUCUAUUUAAUGAUGAUGGUUGUAACAAUAAUUGUGAAUAAACUUGUGAUGUUAAUUGUACAAGUUGUAUUGAUGGCGUUUGUUUUGAAUGUAAAGAAGGGUGGAAAUUGGGCUUAUUCUUUUGUGAUCCAAUUUGUGGAGAUUUAAUUGUUGUGGGAAAUGAAGAAUGCGAUGACGGAAAUUAGAGUAAUUUUGAUGGGUGUUUCUAAUGUAAAUACCAAUGUUCUCAGCAUUGUGAAAUUUGCUUGAAUGGAAUAUGUCAAUCUUGUUAACUUAAUUACCAAUUGGAUUAAUUAAGUAAUUCUUGCAAACCAAUUCAACCCUUGCUUACAAUUAAUGAAUAGCCUAAUUGUAAAAUAUUAAAUAAUAACAAAUGCAUAUUUUGUUAACAUGGAUAUCUUGAUUCAUUUACCAACACAUGUAUAAUUGAUUAUAAUAUGAAUAAAUGCUCUAAAAAUUGUAAAAAAUGUGUGCUUUCCAAAUGUUUAGAAUGUGAAUUUGGAUAUUAUGGUAAUAAUUGUAUGCCUAAAUGUGGAGAUGGUAUUAUUGUUUAGGAAGAGGAAUGUGACGACAGAAGUGAAUUCUAAUUAGAUACUUGUUUAAAUUGUAAAUUCUAGUGUCCUCAAUAUUGUAAGUCCUGUGCUUAUGGAGUUUGUACUAAUUGCAUUUCAGGGUUCUAUUUGGAUAUUGUAAGUAAUUCAUGUAACUCUGUUUGCGGCGACAAGAUACGAGCAAGGGAUGAAGUUUGCGAUGAUGGCAAUGAAUUGAAAUAUGAUGGUUGUUAUUAGUGUAAAUAUUAAUGCCAAAUGGAGUGUUUAGAUUGCUAAUUUGGAAAGUGUACGUAAUGUGAACCACCUUUAAUACUCGUACCAUCAAAAAGUAUGUGUGAAGAACGAAAAUCAUGUAAAGGUCUAAUAGGAUUGUAUUAUGAUAAUUAUAGUAAUGAUUGUUUGCCACAAUGUGGGGAUGGUAUUGUUGUUGGCCUUGAAUAAUGUGAGGAUUAGAAUAAUAUUCCUUAUGACGGAUGCUACGAAUGCCAAUAUUAAUGUCAUAAAAUGUGCUCUAAUUGCCAAAAAGGAUUAUGUUUUGAAUGUAAAAAUGGAUAUCAUUUAAAUGGCCAGUAAUGUAUAACAAAGUGUGGAGAUGGUAUUAAAAUUGGAGAUGAAUUAUGUGAUGAUCAAAAUGAUGUUGUUAGAGAUGGUUGUACUUUUUGCAAAGUUGAUCCUUUGUAUAAAUGUGAGGAAGAUUAAAGCCUAUUAACCUUUUGUUACAGAUGCUAAGACAAUUGCGAGGAGUGCAUAUAUAACUUGGAUAUGGUAGAAUGCAAGCGUUGCAAGACUGGAUAUUUCCUUAAGGAUAAUACUUGUAAUUCAUGUUCGGAAAAGUGCGAGGAGUGCGUCAAUACUCCAAACAACUGCACAGUGUGCUCAACUGAUGGUUGUACAAAAUGUGAUAAUAUAUCUGGGUUUUAUCUGGAUAGAAAACUAAAAUCAUGUGUUACAAAAUGUGGAGAUAAUAUCCUCGCAGGAAGUGAAUAAUGCGAUGACGGAAAUAAAAUCGAUAAAGACGGAUGCAACUCUAGAUGUGAAAUUGAAAAAGAAUUCAUUUGCAAAGAGAGCAGCUGCUAUGUACCACCUGAGAAAUAAAUUGGUUUGUAAUAUACCAACUCAACUACUGCUAGUGAUUUCGAUUUAAUAUUUAAGGAUCUCAAGAUAGAUGGUGUUUGUGAGAAAUUGAAAAUUUGGAUAGAAGAAUUUUAACCUAAUGAAUUCAAGUAUGAAGUUUCAAUAAAAGAAGGUGAAAACUCAAAAACAUAAGCUAAGUGUGAAAUCAAAUUUAAUUUCUUUAAAACCAUUAUGGAAUACAAUCUUAUACAUUUAAUAGUACCAUUAAAGGAAAAUAUCACAAGAGUUCUUGAAGAAGAAACUAGAGAGAUUAUUAUUACACCAAGAAGAUUAAUUUAUUAUAAUCAAGAUCAAAAGGAUCAAGCUUAAAGUGUAGUAGCUGCAUCAUCAACCUUAACUUUUCUCCUAUAAUUAAUUGGGCCUUUAACAAUUAUUCUCGGAGGAUUCAAUUUUUUUUGGACAAUUUUGGAUAUAUUGACUUGGAUUAAUAAUUUUUAUUUUCUAAAUGUGGAUUACCCUUUGAAUGUUAAGUUAUUAUUCAAUUAAUUUCAAUGGGGUGAUGUGAUUAAUAUCCCUGAUGUUUUCACAUUAAAUUCACCAGAUGAUCCAUAUUAUUUUGAAGCACCUCCAAAAUUUACUGAAAAAGAUGUCAAUCCAUUGUUUUUAAAUAACAUUUAAUUAUUUAGUGGGUUAAUUUCGCUAGCAAUUUUGGGUUAUUUUAUUUCAAUUUGCAUUGUGUCAUUUUUAUAAAGUAAAUAUUUAUAGAAUAACAUGAAAAUACAUAAAAUAGAAAUAUUUUCAGUCAGCGAGAUGAAUAAGAGUCUUGAGAUGAUGUCACCACAAAAAUCGCAAAUGAAACAAAUUAAUUUAAAAAGUUAAAAGAUGCCCUAUAUUAUAAAUCACGUAUAUAAUGAAAUUCUAUGGUUUAAAGAGAAUUUUAGAGCAAAGUUACUUUAAAUUAUAGGAUUGGUGUUUUUGGAUAUUUGCUUAGCUUGUGUUCUUUAAUUAUAAUAUAAAGCAAAUGAAGAGUACGUAAUAAUAAAAUUAAAUAUUGUUUUGGCUAUUAUUGGAGUUAUUUUUAUAUUGAUAGUGUUUAAAAUGUACUCUUUUGUUUGUUCCUAACAUGAGAUUUUGUAUGAGAGCAAAAUGUUUUAGAAUUAUUAUUCAUCCUUAUAUGAAGGUAUCGAUACAAAAAAGAUAUUGGCUAGAAAUUAUUGUUAUGUCAAUUUAAUGAGAAAAGCCUUUUUUAUAUUUUUUACAGUGUACUUUUAUUAAGUGCCAUUGUUAUAGACGUCAUUAUGUUGUUUAAUUUGCUUUUUGAAUUUAGCUUUGAUUUUGUAUUAGAAUCCAUUUGAAAGUAGAAGUGUGCUUAUAUAAUCAUCAAUACCUGAUUUUUGUAUAUUUAUUAUAAUUUUUAUUACUGUUUUGUUGGCUAUUCACGAUGUAAGCAAUAUAUUUUCAUUUGAUCAAAAGUAUUUUAUAGGAUGGAUAAUCUUAUUUUUUAUUGGGUUCUCAAUAUUCGUCUAGAUGAUCUUUUUGUUUUAAUAGUUUUAUAGUAAUUUGAAGGAGAGAGUGAUAUAAUUGAAGGAUUAUUUGUGUAAAUAACCAAGUAAAAAAAUUUGA
Messenger RNA from Paramecium tetraurelia, 8445 nucleotides. RefSeq lists its product as uncharacterized. The transcript is spliced from 6 exons. The record is from RefSeq and is a predicted model, not a curated record. NCBI's taxonomy places the organism in Eukaryota, Ciliophora, Oligohymenophorea, Peniculida, Parameciidae.